AUGGGAAUUCAACUUCUUCACGGAAAAAACCCCUUCAAAAGUGAUAAAACUAGAAUUGACAUCAAGUGGGAUAAGCCACCCAAUGGCACGAUCAAAUUAAAUAUAGACGGUGCUUUUUCUAGUAACAAUAAGGUAGCUGGCCUUGGUGGAACAUUCAAAAAUAGCAACGGAGACUGGAUUGUGGGUUUUCACAAAGUAAGCCAUGCAAUAUCACCCACACAUGCUGAAUUAAUGGCGUUACAAGAAGGCUUAAAAGUUGCGAAAGAGAUGAACUUCCAAAAUAUGGAAAUUGAAACAUACUGUACGGAAGUCGUAAAGCUUAUAUAUGAGGAUAGCUAUAAUUUUUCUAACAUUGUUAAUGAAUGUAGAUGGUUAAUGCACCAGUUGAAGCCCCCUCCCCCCCCCCUCCUGAAGCAUAAUUUCAGAGAAGGAAAUGCAGUGGCACAUGUGUUGGCCAAGGAAGCUAUUAAGAACCCGUCCUCUACUAAGUGUUUCUACCAUGCUCGUCCACCUUUUUUUGUUGAGCAAGAAGUUUAUUUCUACUUCUGUUUGUUACUAUCGUCUAGCAACUAUGGGCAAUAG
Nicotiana attenuata is the source of this 582-nucleotide messenger RNA. RefSeq lists its product as uncharacterized. The transcript has a single exon. The record is from RefSeq and is a predicted model, not a curated record. The coding region runs from base 1 to 582 and encodes 193 amino acids. Lineage: Eukaryota; Viridiplantae; Streptophyta; Magnoliopsida; Solanales; Solanaceae. Gene Ontology annotation, molecular function: RNA-DNA hybrid ribonuclease activity; nucleic acid binding.